Eremothecium sinecaudum is the source of this 681-nucleotide messenger RNA. RefSeq names its product peptide alpha-N-acetyltransferase complex A subunit ARD1 (gene ARD1). NCBI's taxonomy places the organism in Eukaryota, Fungi, Ascomycota, Saccharomycetes, Saccharomycetales, Saccharomycetaceae. Gene Ontology annotation, cellular component: NatA complex. The record is from RefSeq and is a predicted model, not a curated record. Gene Ontology annotation, molecular function: protein N-terminal-serine acetyltransferase activity; protein-N-terminal-glutamate acetyltransferase activity. Gene Ontology annotation, biological process: N-terminal peptidyl-glutamic acid acetylation. Bases 1 to 681 code for a protein of 226 amino acids. The transcript has a single exon.
AUGCCGAUUACUAUCAGACGUGUAACAAGUGAGGAUAUCAUAUGCAUGCAAAAUGCAAACUUAACUAAUUUACCAGAGAAUUACAUGCUGAAGUACUACAUGUACCAUAUUUUGUCUUGGCCAGAAGCAUCGUUCGUUGCAACAACUACAGAAGACUUGGUCACUGAUCAAUCACUCUUGGAGUACGAUAAUAUGACCGAAGAUGCAUUAGAUAAAAGCGUAAAAUUGGAUCCAAUGUACGUCGCUAAUGGUGAAAAACUGGUCGGAUAUGUGCUGGCAAAGAUGAACGACGACCCAGAUGCCCAGAAAGAACCUCCAAAUGGACACAUUACCUCUUUAAGUGUCAUGCGCAGCUACAGAAUGAUGGGUAUUGCCGAAAAGUUGAUGAGGCAGGCGCUUUUCGGUCUAUGCGAGGUAUACAAGGCCGAGUACGUUAUGCUACAUGUCAGGCAGUCAAAUCGCGCUGCCCUUCAUCUGUAUCGUGAUACACUUUCUUUUGAAGUCCUAAAUGUCGAGAAGGGUUAUUACCAAGACGGUGAAGAUGCAUAUGCCAUGAAGAAAGUACUUGUUCUCGACGACCUAUUACCAGGUAAGUUCCAGAGAUCAGAACUCGAGGAUGACCUGGAAUCAGAUAUAUUAGGAACUAUACUAGCUGAAGAGCUAGUGACUACUGUAGUAUAG